GUAAAAAAAAAAAAAAACGAACAACGGUCUAAAGACAGCUAAUAAAGCUGUGAUAAAUUGCUACUUGCCUCUCAAUACAUCAAGUUUACAAGACUAUUCGGAACUGUCAACGUAGACAGCACUACUUUUUUCUUAAAAGCGGCUGAAAAACCCAUCGAGCCAGCGAUCACUCAAGAAACGAUGGCCGAAAACGCCCCACAGAAGAGGUUGACUAGAGUGGAAAAGGCCAGACUAGAGGCGUUGGCUGCAUUUGGUAAUCAUGACUUUGAUUCUAUGACUGUGAAGAAGACAGACUUUCAUACAAAGCUCAAGGCCACCAUGCCCAAAGACAGUGGAAGUGGUAACAGAAGACCUCUGACCAGGCUGCAACAGGCAAGAAUAGAAGCUAACAAGGCCUUCAAGGGUGUGAAAUUUGGGGAUAAGCCAAUACAUGCUACCAAAAGACCCAGCUCAAAGUCACAGGAGAGCACCCAGUCUGUAACCCAGCCCAAGGUCAGAAGACUGGACAGAGCACAGAAGGAAGUGAUCCAGUCAUUUGAGGGUGUUUCACUUGGGAGCUUGGGGAAGAAGUUAAGCAGACUGGAGAAUGAACAGUUAGAAAGAAGACAAGCACUACAUGCAGAAGGUAGGAAGCCACCUGUGAACCGGGCCAAAGAAAGGCGAAGUUCAACUGCUCACCAAAAGAGGCGCUCUAGAAGAAGUUCCAUCGCAAUGAGCAAACAGAAACGCAUGACCAGAGCUCAAAGAGCUCGAAUGGAGGCUUUGCAGAGCUUUGGGGGGAAGGGUUUGGAUCAGAUUGCCAAAGUGGAUAAAAGCAUUGAGAAUAGUGAUUGCCAUGGGGCUGAAGAAACCACCAUUGGGGUACAAGAGGAGUCUGUCAGAGUAGUAAACAGCACAGUUAUUGGCCAGGCAUCUGAAGGCAAUACUGAUAAACCUUUUAUCAACAUCAGCUCUAUCAGUCCCAUAAAGGAAAGUGAAAGGAUCCUCAGCAGAGAAGUAAGUAACAAUGACAGCAGCCUCAGACAGACGCAAGGGCAUGAAACAGACACAGAAGAUGAUGGCUUUGCUCAAGCACCUGGCCAUAUUGGAGCACAACAAGAGACAGCCAUUACCCAUGCUAGACCAAUACAUAGAACAGAUGACUCCAAUGCUGCAAUACAGGAGUUUGAUCACCCCAAUACUGGUCCAACAACAGAACCCUUUAAAAGCCAGGAAAUCUGCUCUGAUACUAACAACCAAGAUGAUCUCCAAAGUAGACAAUGCCAAGAUUGCCAAGAUGCCAAGAGACUGACUCGCGUGCAGAAAGCAAAGCUUGAAGCACUUGCAAGCUUUGCAGGAAAGCCUUUGCAUGACAUCUGCAAGUCCUCUUCAAGGAUUGUUGCCAAGUAUCUGAAACCCAAAAAAGAUCAAGCUACAAACACUCAGACUACUGAACUAUGCAGCACUGAAGCGCAAACAGAUAGAAUGAUGAGCAAAGAGGCAAAUACUGGUGAAAUGCCACUGUCCAAAGGGCCGGUGACACUAACUGUUAAUCCUGCUGAUAAAAACAAAGGAGUUGGUACCCAGAUCACACCUGCUACCCUCCUUGCCAAGAGAAAUGCGGAGUUCACUGUUGACUCCUCUCUACCUGAUGAUAGCGAAGAAGUUGGGGCGAUCCGGAUUUCACCAGCCACAAGCUUUGCCGAUGGUGAUUUGGAUGUCACUGUUGAUAUGACAGCUAGCACAAAACAUAGAGGGGCGAAGGCUAACGGGAAUGCAGCAAAAGUCUACUCCUUGUUGGGCCAAAACAGCUUUCAUGAUCACAUCACCCUUCUGGAAACCAGUCGGCGAGUGGUUGAGACAGCAAUGCAGCUAGAAACCCCUGAGGGUUCCCCAGUAGUGAAGUGAUAAAAUAUUUGCCACAAAAGGUCUUAUAAGCCUGAGGGGGGGGGGAUGACAGCUUAAUAGCGAAAAUAUUAAAGGGCAGUCCAUAUAAGAUUAUAUCAUACACCAAUAUUAUCUAGGUAAAGGAAGGUUCAUUCGAUAUAAAUUACAUCAAUACUAUCUACUAGUUAAAGGACGGUUCAUUCGAUAUAAAUUACAUCAAUACUAUCUACUAGUUAAAGGACGGUUCAUUCGAUAUAAAUGUUAUAGUUAUACAUAACGACUGACAAGCCUUUUUGGUAUUACCUAAAACAAUGUUUUUCUCUUGCAGGAUAUUUAAUAAUGCUAAACAUCCCCUAGAUAGAGUUUAUGGGAUUUGGUCUAUUCAUAAUGCUAGAAAAAAUCCCCUAUGUAAGAUAUAUAUGGUUCAGUCUAUUCAUAAUGCUAAAAAUCCCCUAAGAUAUGAUACGGUUCAUUCUAUUCAUAAUGCUAAAAAAUCCCCUAAGAUAUGAUAUGGUUCAUUCUAUUCAUAAUCCUAAAAAUCCCCAAAGAUAUGUAGUGUUCAGUCUAUUCAUAAUUCUAAAAAUCCCCUAAGAUAUGAUAUGGUUCAUUCUAUUCAUAAUGCUAAAAAUCCCCUAAGAUAUGAUAUGGUUCGUUCUAUUCAUAAUGCUAAAAAAUCCCCUAAGAUAUGUAGUGUUCAGUCUAUUCAUAAUUCUAAAAAUCCCCUAAGAUAUGAUAUGGUUCAGUCUAUUAAUAAUGCUAAAAAUCCCCUAAGAUAUGUAGUGUUCAGUCUAUUCAUAAUUCUUAAAAGCAACUGCAAUAUCUAUAGCCGUACCCAUGGGCAGAUAUACUGACUGGAUUCAACCAUCAAGUUAGGGUGGAGCUACGCCUUCCAUGGUGAAAAUGCCAUCAUGCCCAUUGGCGCGCGCCUAAUAUGCAGGAAACACGAUGAGUCCAAAGUCCUGAUGCAUUUGUAACUACAAGGGGUAUGGCAUUGUCCAUAGAAAUAUUGAUUUUCUCGCCAACAUUUUAGGCACCGAGUCUUUUGGCAAGAAACCAUCACAGAUAAUUUAGGUGGCUCCCUUCGACUAUUGCUUUACGCAGAUCUUGAUGAACCUCACGAUCGGCGUCGCUGAGUACUCCUGUUGGUGCAACGACAAAAAUGUGCUAGAAUGGUUUUCCUAUUUCUUAUAGGCAGUAUAAAUAUUUACUCGUUUAGACGAAUAUUUCGUGCAUUAUUGUUACCCAGCACAGGAGUUUAUUUUCUUGUAUUUUUAAAUAAAUCUCUUAGAGUGGUUUUCAAAAUCCCGUGCAACAAAAUGUAGUUGAUUAAGUGUAAUAGUCAAGCCAGGACAAAAAAGAACAAUAACAUAAAGUGUAUUAGUACUAAAUAGUACUAAACUAAAUAGUAUUUCACGGCUUUUUGAAAAGCAUUCUAAAACAGAAUUCAUAGAUAAGCCACUUUGGGCUUCAAAACUUUUAAUAAAUGAAACCAUUUAAGUUAA
Nematostella vectensis (starlet sea anemone) is the source of this 3368-nucleotide messenger RNA. RefSeq lists its product as uncharacterized. The record is from RefSeq and is a predicted model, not a curated record. The transcript has 4 exons. Bases 181 to 1887 code for a protein of 568 amino acids. NCBI's taxonomy places the organism in Eukaryota, Metazoa, Cnidaria, Anthozoa, Actiniaria, Edwardsiidae.